Sphaerodactylus townsendi is the source of this 3743-nucleotide messenger RNA. RefSeq names its product chromobox 8 (gene CBX8). The record is from RefSeq and is a predicted model, not a curated record. The coding region runs from base 273 to 1370 and encodes 365 amino acids. The transcript has 5 exons. Lineage: Eukaryota; Metazoa; Chordata; Lepidosauria; Squamata; Sphaerodactylidae.
CGGGGAAGAGCCGGGCCCAGCCGGAGCCCCCGCCGACGCCCGCCCCGCUCCCGAGCACCAGUCCCCGAGCAGGCCGCCCGGGCCAGCAACAAGUGCGGAGGCAGAGCCCGGCCGAGGGGCCGAGCCGAGCCGAGCCGAGCCGAGAGGGGCGGGCGGGCGAGGACUGACGUCAGCGAGCGGAGUAUUAUGGUCUGGGCUGCGCUGGCUGCUGCCGCCGCCGCUGCCGCUGCCGCCGCCGCCGCUUUUCUGCUGCCAGCAGCGGCCGAGUAAACAUGGAGCUCUCCGCCGUGGGCGAGCGGGUGUUCGCGGCCGAGGCCUUGCUCAAGAGACGCAUCCGCAAAGGUCGCAUGGAAUAUCUCGUGAAAUGGAAGGGCUGGUCCCAGAAGUACAGCACUUGGGAGCCUGAAGAAAACAUUCUAGAUGCUCGCCUGCUGGCAGCUUUUGAGGAAAGGGAAAGAGAAAUGGAACUUUUUGGCCCCAAAAAACGAGGUCCUAAACCGAAAACCUUCUUGUUAAAGGCCCAGGCAAAAGCCAAAGCUAAAACCUAUGAAUUCCGUAGUGACUCUAGCAGGGGGAUCCGGGUGCCUUACCCAGGAAGGUCUCCCCAGGAACUUGGCUGUACUUCCCGGGCUAGAGAAGGACUAAGACAAAUCCCUCUGCCCCCUCAAAGCAGCUGCUCCACCACCGUGACCAACAGCACCUCCAGAGUGGAAACAAUCCAGGAAAACAGGGUUGGGGCUGAGGAGGACCCAUCUGAAGCAGCCUUAAAAAAGCGAGGCCCAAAGCCCAGGAAAGAACUGUACAAAGACCUGCCUGAGCCUGCUGAUGUGGCCUCCAAGAGGAAAUCGGUUGAACCAGGGGACAAAGUGGUGGUAGAUUACCUAAAAGCCAGGAAAUUGGAAGAGGCUGCAAACCCUGGUGCAGCCAAAUUCAGUUCAGGACAUAGUGUGAUCCAGUUAGCCCGGAGACGGGAGCCUGAAUUGCCCUGUACUGUUUCCAGCCCCAGAGCCGAAACUGGCAUGAAGCUGGGAGUGCCUGAGGCUUACCCCCCCAGGCUUACCAAGCACAGGGCUGAUUUCCUGGAUCCAAAGGGGCAAAGCAGUUUGGACUUGGGUGCCCCUAAGAUCUUACACAGCUCUGCAAACCAAGGCAGCUUAUACCGAGAUGGGCUGGGGACCCAGGCUGGUCGGCCUUCCCUCAUUGCUCGCAUCCCUGUGUCCAGGAUCCUCGGGGACCCUGAGGAAGAAGCUUGGAGCCCAUCGCUCAACAACUUGGAGAAAGUGGUUGUGACUGAUGUGACCUCAAAUUUCUUGACAGUGACCAUUAAGGAGAGCAGCACAGACCAAGGGUUCUUCAAGGAAAAGCGAUGAAUCCCCUUGGAGCAGAGGAUGCAUUUAAAGGCUUUGGGAGAGCUUGUCUGGUUAUGGAUUUUUUUUUCUUGGGCAGGAUUGAAGAAUCUGUCCUUAAUUAUUCUUUUAUUCCUCCCCUUUCACCACCAAUUUCACUUUUGGUUGAAAAGAUUAUCUCUAGAGUUAUAUUUUCUAUUAGAUGUAAAUAUGUUAUUUAAAUAAAAAUACAUAUAUAUAUAUCUAUAUACAUAUAUAUAUAUUUCAAUUUUAAGUUGUUUUUCUUUUUUAAUUUAAGGCUCUUGGAGAAGGACUAACAAACAAAGAACUGAUGUAUCUCUUGCCUCAAUGGCCAGAGCAGGUGUAGAUAGCAAAUGACCUUAUUAGCUAAUUAUAACAUUUUGGUUUGAUUUUUUUUUUAUUCAGUUAUUUCUCCUCUCUUCCCCCAAAGAUGAUGUUGAUGGCAAAUAGGGGAUAUUGUAUUCAUCUGGGGACUGAAAAAUGUCUCCAGUUUCUUGAUUGUUAUAUUAUAAGGUAUUGCUUUGUACAAUCAAGUGUGCUGUGUACUCAACCUGUUCUAGCUGGACAGCUGAAGUAAGCACUUGACUUUACAGUAUUGUCUUUCUUUUGUGUUGCUCCAGUUUAAAAAAAAAUGUUGUUCGCUUAAAAUGUCCAUUAAAAACAGAUGAAAGAUGUUUUAGCAAAGAAGUAUUAACUUGAAUGACCUUUUCUUGCAAGGGAGGAGGGAAAUUGUACGUUUUAAGAGUCCAAAAAGGAGUAGCUGCUGCCAUGCACUUUAAUACAAUUGUGGGGGGGGGGGAGGGGGAGGGAGAGAGAGAGAGAAAUGAACUGUACACUUAGUUUAACUUUGUCUAAGUUUUUUCCUCCUUUAAGUCCAUCCCUGCUCACUCCAAAAAGAUAAUCUGUUUACAUUCCUUACAUGCCAGAAAAGUUGGGGAGGCAAAUGUUUCACUGCUCAUAUUUUAGGUGUUCCUGCUGUUUUAUUGAAAGUAGAGCACCCCCCCCCCCCAUUAUAGUUCUUUUCCAGGUCUCUGGAAAAUUCUUUUUGAAAUGUUGCAUAAUGUAUCUUUCUCGUGAAUGGAAGUCUUCAGUCAGAAAUGCAGGGGAAACAAACAAUUCAUUUUAAAAAGGCCAUUAAUCAGCAAGCCUUGUUUUCUUUUCCUUCUUGUACAUCUUUCUUGGAACAAGUAUCUAUUCCCCACCCCCAAAGGAUUCUGCAGCCUGUUAAAAGUGAAACAGUUCUUUCCCAACAGCGCUAUGUAAAAUACAACCCCCACUUUCCUGCCUCCUUUAAGAAAGCAAUAUGACAUCCAAGGAUUUUAGAGUCUCCUUUAAAAAAAUUUCUGUUCCACUUAAGGAAAAUACAUUUUUCUUUCCUAGACUUGCAGUAACCUCUUGCAUUAGGAGGGAAUGUGCAGUUUGGGGGUUGGGGCUGUUUUCAUUUCUGUAUAGCAGGUGCUGUGGUGUUCCAACAGAUAUUGAUUUAAACAUCUCUUGUUGGUUCAAAAAGCACAAAUUUGCCUAGCGGCCCCUAAGGGCCUAGCAGGGGGAUGAGUAGCCUUCUCCAUCUUCUUAUCAAUGGCCUACUCAGUCACUGGAGCUUUUUAUAGCAUUUUCUCAUUUGGAGACUGCACAGGGGCUGGAAGCACAUUUGGCAUUAGAAAGAGGGGGGGGGGGAGAUGAGUAGAAAGGAGCUUUUGCUCUUCCUGGGAUCAAACAGAGAUCUACCUUUCUUUCUCUCAUAUAUUCUUUUGAGGCUUCCCCUUCUUCUUUUCUAACUAAACAUGUUUUGGGUUUGUUUAAACUAUUUGAAGUUAGGUUCUUGUUUCCCAUCUUAAAAAUAAUGUCAAGGUUUUAAACUUCAGUCAGUUCAGUGGAUUAAGUAAAGAAACAGCAAAUGUGCUCAGUUCCUUUCAUAUGAAACUUACAAGGGUGCGUGGGGGUUGUACAUCAGCAUCUGUAUGUUCACAAAGGUUCCAUAGCCCUUCACAGAGGAUGGGGGCAGAGAAGAGAUGUAGGCCAAGAGAAGCACUUCUUUGGUUGAAACAUCCUAAAUGGUGUCCUUCCCUCCUCAGGUGUCAAAAGUGGUACAUGUCAUCUACGAGAUGUGUUUCUGGACACACCAAUGGGUAUAUAAAUCCUAGACAUACAUGUGGGUGUAUAUGUGUAUGUACAUAGUUACAUAUAUUGAAUGUAUGUGUGUGUGAGUUAUUUAAUUAUCUUUUAAGAUUUGUAAAGAAAGCAAACCUAUAAUCAUUUGGCCUAACAGUCUCACAGGUGAAGCUUAAAUAGGUGUCUUCUGCCCAUGUUGAAUGUCUCUUGCAAUACCUGCUUUUUAUGUGAAUUGAAAUAUAUAUAUAUUCCUUUGUAAAUAGA